Molecule: messenger RNA, 4175 nt
Organism: Platichthys flesus (European flounder)
Lineage: Eukaryota; Metazoa; Chordata; Actinopteri; Pleuronectiformes; Pleuronectidae
Gene: slc2a3a
Product: solute carrier family 2 member 3a
Exons: 10
Coding region: 2001-3602 (533 amino acids)
Biological process (GO): response to insulin; monosaccharide transmembrane transport
Cellular component (GO): apical plasma membrane; basolateral plasma membrane
Molecular function (GO): hexose transmembrane transporter activity
Source: RefSeq, a predicted model, not a curated record
AAAUAAUGUUAUUAAUUAUCACUGUAGUUCAGUUUAUGUCUCAUAACACCUUGUUUCUUUGAUGAACUGAUUUUAGUUUCUUGAACAUUAAGUGUCAGAUCAAAACAGAGUCACAAGAAGAUGGAAAGUUAGAAAGAGAUGCAAACACAAAGAAUCAAGAGAAGCAGCGUCAAUAACAAAUCCAUAUUAUUAUUAUCAUUAUUAUCAUUAUUAUUAUUAAUAAUGUACUAUUUCACACCGGGUCCCUACAUUGCACCUGCUCCAUGUGUCCAGCAGGUGUCAGUGUUGCCUCGUCUAGGCAGUCAAAUCUGUUUCCCAACAUGCAUUGCGUGCUAAGCAGCAGUUUAAAUCCAUGCCCCAUGUUCCUGUCAAAGACUGAAGGUUCUGAAGGUUCCUCUGAAGGUUCUGAAGGUUCUGAAGGUUCCUCUGAAGGUUCCUGUGUGAAACUUGUUCCAUAAUAACUCGAUAGUUUAAUUUUACUGAAUCACUCUUAGGUCAGGAAAUGAGGAAAACCGCUGAUUCUGAACGUUUCCUGUGUUUUCUAUUAAACUCUUGACUCUGAGGAAAUUAAUGAAGUGAUGUCACUGGUCAGUGACGUCAUCAGGUCAAUUCGGCUGUUUUAAAACACGUCCUUAAAACGAUCAAACUGGAAGUUUUACCAGUUCAGUCUCGUGACUUCCUUCACUGCUGUGGGGAUGAGAGGCUCUUGUUUUUAUGAUGUUUGUGUUUUGUGUCCAUGUUUGUUCAUCUUUGUCAUUUUUUAAGAAACAAGCUGGAACAAACUUUUCAAAUGAGGAACUUUAUGAUUUGUAUGAAAUUGAUGUCCUUGUAAACUGAAUGUGUUUGAGUUUAAAUCUCUAAGUUUCAACCUGUUAUUCUUGGUUUUAACAGAAAUAGAUUAACAGAUUUACAUUACAUCAGCAUUUUAACUUAAACCUUUGUGACGUCAUCUACCGUCAGCUGACUCUCGUUACUGUGAGUCACGAGACCGAGGAGCUGCAGUAUGGGAAGGAUCCUUAUUCAUGAAGCCGAUGUGAAACAGAUUUUAAACUGGUGUGAAACUGGUGUGAAACUGGUGUGAAACCAUUUUCCCAGUUUGAGGUUUGGAAAGUUUUUGUUUCUCCUCGCGAGCCUCCUCUGAGUCGCGUGACCUGUUGCCCUGGCGACGUUGCAUCAGCAUCCGCAGCUUCAGCUCCUGUCAAGGUCGCUGGCGAGAUGCAUCAUGGGAAGGCGAGGAGGACACCAUGAGCAGGGGGGAGAGAGGGAGGGAGAAGGGGGGGGGGCGUUGUCAUCCUCGCACGACCCUCAGGACCCCACUCCGCGCACGCGCACACGCUCUCAUCAGCUGAUCUGACCAACUAACCGAAAAAUGGCAGCGACCAUAAUAGGACAAGAGGCCGCGGUGAUGAUGACGAUGAUGACGACGAUGAAGAAGGCGAAGUCACGGAUUUCUGCACGCACACUCUGCGGGGCGGGGCCACGUCACGGCACCGCAGCAUCCCCGCGUCCCAUUGGUUGAUGGAGGAGGACAAAUAAAUAAUAAAAACAAGUGCGUGUGGUUACGUGCGCGUCUGCUCGUCGCACCGGAGGAGGGAGGAACCGCCGCAGCUCUCAGGCCUUUGUCCGCUGGUCCCGACCGGUUCGUGUGUCUGUGCUGAUCCGGGCUGUGCUGCACGGAUCCCGGGUGUUGUCCGUGAGUCGCACCGGAGGAACCAUCACGAGGCCGAAGACUUCUCCUCUUCCUCUGCCUCGCCUCAAUGUGCACUGUCACGUGCACGAGAGAGAACACUGCUGAUUGGGUUAAUUGAUCGGUGAGGAGAGAGAAACGCUCGCGCGCUGCCUGGUACCACGGACAGCGCCUGAACCGAGGGGUGCUUGUUUCCCUGCAGCUCUCAGCGCCGGCGGGCGGAUCCUCUCGGUGACCUGACCUCCACCUGAAGACUCCAGCUCCUGCUCGCUCGUCUUCUUCACCUGGUGAUCGUCCAGCUUGGCUUCAGAAGAUGGCGGGACCGGAAAACCAGGUGACAGGUUAUCUCCUGUUCUCCCUGACCACCGCCGUCAUCGGCUCCCUGCAGUUCGGUUACAACACGGGAGUCAUCAAUGCUCCCGAGGAGAAACUGCGAGCCUUCUUCAACAGCACCUGGGUGGAGCGCUAUGGCGAGCCCAUCUCCCCGGGCGUCUGCACCAUCGUGUGGAGCGUCUCCGUCGCCAUCUUUAGCGUGGGCGGUAUGGUGGGCUCCUUCAGCGUGGGCGUCAUGGCCAACCGGUUCGGCAGGCGUCGCUCCAUGUUCCUGGUGAACGUUCUGGCCGUGAUCGGCGGCCUCCUCAUGGGCUUCUCCACCAUCUGCUCCUCCUACGAGAUGGUGAUCGCCGGCCGUCUGGUCAUCGGCCUGUUCUGCGGCCUCUUCACCGGCCUGACGCCCAUGUACGUGGGCGAGGUGUCACCCACCCCCCUCAGAGGAGCGUUCGGGACCCUGCACCAGCUCGGGGUGGUGGUGGGCAUCCUGGUCGCUCAGAUCUUCGGGUUGGAGGGUCUGCUGGGCUCCGACAAGCUGUGGCCCCUGCUGCUGGCCCUCACCGUGGUCCCUGCCGUGGUGCAGUGCCUCCUGCUGCCCUUCUGUCCCGAGAGCCCCCGCUUCCUGCUCAUCAACCUCAACAAGGAGGAGGAGGCACGAAAAGCGCUGGUGCGUCUGCGCGGCAGUGAGGACGUGAGUAAAGAUCUGCAGGAGAUGAAGGAGGAGAGCGCCAAGAUGGCCAUGGAGAAGAAGGUGACCAUCCCCGAGCUCUUCCGCUCGCCGGCGUAUCGCCAGCCGCUCCUGGUCGCCGUCAUGCUGCAGCUCUCCCAGCAGCUGUCGGGAAUCAACGCGGUGUUCUACUACUCCACGGGGAUCUUCAGCUCGGCCGGCGUGAAGCAGCCCAUCUACGCCACCAUCGGUGCCGGCAUCGUCAACACCAUCUUUACCAUUGUGUCUCUCUUCCUGGUGGAGAAGGCCGGACGCCGGACGCUGCACCUCCUGGGGUUGGGGGGGAUGGCGGUGGCCGCGGUGCUCAUGACCAUCUCGCUGCUGCUGAAGGACAUCCCUGCCAUGAGCUACCUGGCCAUCCUGGCCGUCAUGAUGUUCGUGGCCAUGUUUGAAAUGGGCCCCGGUCCGAUUCCCUGGUUCAUCGUGGCCGAGCUGUUCUCCCAGGGGCCCCGCCCGGCGGCCAUGGCGGUGGCCGGCUGCUGCAACUGGACGGCCAACUUCCUGGUUGGAAUGAGCUUCCCCAAGCUAGUGGAGUUGUGCGGGCCGUGGGUCUUCCUCAUCUUCGCCACCUUCCUCGUCCUCUUCUUCAUCUUCACCUACAUCAAAGUCCCGGAGACGAAGGGCAAGACCUUCGAUGAGAUCGCCCAAAGCUUCGGCAGCCCCCCUCCCACCUCCUCGGGUGUCGAGGAGCCUCCUGCAGGAGCCAGCUCGGCCGUGGCGCUCCCCGCCUCCCCGCUGAAGGAGAAGGUUCCUCUGGUGGCGGCUCCGGCUCCGGCUCCGGCUCCGGCUCCGGCUCCGGCAUCGGAGACGACUCCUCUGGAGGAUAAAUCCAAGUCGACCGUGCAGGAGAGCGUGUAGAGCGGCUGCAGACUCACCUCUCACGGGCGAAGGAGGUUUUAAACGAAGGAAGUUUCAGAGAUUUAAAAAAAUGCUGUAAAUUGAAUUAACUAUUGGAAAAAAGAAAGAGAAGUUUUAUAUUAGAGCUGCUGUGGAGGGCUUUGCUUCUGCUGUCACAUGUUCACGACUCCUUCUUUAACGUCCUCCCUCCCUCCCCUCUGAGAGAGAAGUAGAUUCAAGCUCCUAUACAUUCCUUCACUGCAGCUACACUCAUUAACCAGACCAGGCUUCGUCAGCUGGGUCCAGGCUGAACGACCCACUUUCCCAACGCGCCGGCCCCGGCUGUCUGUGCUCGCUCCUCGGGAGUUCAAUUCCCCAGAGUAAUGAAGUCGAUGUUCUGACUUCAGAAUGUGGAAACAAGUAAACAAAAGUGUUGAGAGCGUUGAACAGCACGUUAACGCCGACCUGCAUAAUAACGAAGAGCAAAGAAAAAGAAAUUAGCUUUGAUAAAUCUAUUAAAACGUUAAUCACGUCUUUAUUGGAUCAAAAGAGACAAACGUAAAGUUUGCAAGGGACAAAAGUAAGAUUUGACAU